CUUCUAUAAUCUAUACCCUAAAACUAAGACAGCUUGAUUAGUACUCCAUAAAUAAUUUUCUUUUCUCUUUUUCUUUAGCUCUUCUAUGCAUCAUCGAACUCUUCGCUUCAAGCAAUCCACAAGUUUCCAUGCAUUUUCCGCUGCCAUGAGAAUAUGAUAUACGUUAUGGCAUGCAAGACCAUAUAUGAAAACAACUAAUAAUACAGCUCACUACACACAACGCAAAGAACAACUCUGCCCUUACCCACUCUUCAUCACUUACUCGUUUUCUUUUUCAGGCCAUGAUUAUUAUAGCAACAAUAUUUGCAUUUGCAUUGGGGAUUGUUGGAUGGAUUUAUGUAGCACUCAAACCACCAAGCCCAAAGAUAUGUGGAACACCAAAUGGUCCUCAAGUAACUUCACCUAGAGUUAAGCUCAAUGAUGGAAGGCAUUUGGCCUACAAAGAAUUUGGAGUUCCCAAGGAAAAGGCUCAAUACAAGAUCAUUCUUUCACAUGGCUAUAAUGCUUCCAAAGAUAUGCACAUAGCUGUUUCUCAGGAAUUUAUGGAGGAGGUUAAAGCAUACAUGGUAAUAUAUGACAGAGCUGGUUAUGGUGAGAGUGAUCCAUAUCCAUCACGCUCAGUAAAGACAGAAGCAUUUGACAUCGAAGAAUUAGCAGACAAAUUGAAGCUUGGAAGCAAAUUUUAUGUUAUUGGAUGUUCACUGGGAGCAUACCCUAUAUGGGGUUGUCUAAAAUACAUUCCACACAGACUCCUAGGAGCUUGCUUGGUAGUUCCUUUUGUUAAUUAUUGGUGGCAUGCAACUCCAUCAGCUUUAGCAAAAAGAUCAUUUGAGCAGCUUCCUAAAUCUUUCCAACUUACAUUUGGAAUUGCACAUCACACACCCUGGUUAUAUUACUGGUGGACCAAACAAAAAUGGUUCCCUUCAAUGAUGGAUGAAGGGAUGUUCACUGAUUCAGAUUUCGAGUUAUUCAUGGGGGUCAUGAACACCCUCGAUAAUCGACCCGAAAAAAGAAGACAACAGGGGGAACAUGAAAGUCUUCAUCGAGACCUAUUUGUAUCAUUCGGAAAUUGGGAUUUUGAUCCAAUUGAAAUGGCAAAUCCAUUCACUCAUUGUAAUAGUAAUAAGAGUUGUGUUCAAAUGUGGCAAGGUAGUGCAGACCGUGUCGUCCCGGUCGAAUUGAAUCGUUUUCUAGCAAGGAAACUUCCAUGGAUUGAGUAUCAUGAGAUUCCCAAUGCUGGCCAUAUGUUAUUUCAUGAUCAUCGAAGCUUAGAGGCCAUCAUGAGGGCACUUCUACCUCCAUAACUUUUAAAGUAUAAAAGUUAAAUAAUGCAUAUAUUUUGUAUCAAGGAACUUUGUAUAACGUUUUAUCGAGGAACCCUUUAUAGUUUGUUCAAUAAAACAAUGCAUGAUUUUGUUUCUACAAGUUAAAAAUACAAUUUCAUCUUUAGACUUUCAUGAAUUGUUAUCUUACUUGUCAUUUUGUAACCGAUUAGUUUUUGAACUUUAAUAUAGAACAAGUAUAUGUUUUAAAA
Molecule: messenger RNA, 1534 nt
Organism: Cucumis melo (muskmelon)
Lineage: Eukaryota; Viridiplantae; Streptophyta; Magnoliopsida; Cucurbitales; Cucurbitaceae
Exons: 6
Coding region: 282-1304 (340 amino acids)
Source: RefSeq, a predicted model, not a curated record